CAAACAAUAUGGCUGACACUAAAACCGGAAGAAGUGUUUCCAAGUUAAAUAUUUCUGAAUUUCUCAAGAUAGAGUACUCAAGAUGCAUGAUAUGUGAUGGAUUUUAUGGCUCCAACUUUGGCCAGCCUGUGUGUAGCACCUGCCAUCUCUUCUUGUUCACAUCAGACAUCAAUUCAGAAGAUGGAGAUCAGGAAGUUUACAACGAGAAAGAUGAUUCAGAUGCUGAUUCAGGGAAUGAGGAACCUGGAGCAGCAUUUGAUUUCUACACAAACGGAAGUCAGGAUCCACAGGAGACGAGGAGAGUCAAGUCUGGUGUCACUCAUAAAAUGGACAAACUCACUGAGCGAAUCUCUUCACUAACAAUGCCAAGAGAGAAAGACCUGGUACCUGAAGGUUUAGUGGAUUCCAUGCCCCCAGAAGUGUUGUUAGUAGUAUUUAAAUACCUAGACGAUAUUUCCCUGUGGACAGCAGGACGGGUGUGUUCAAGAUGGAGACAAAUCUUGGAAGGGGAGACAACCGACUCCCAAUGGAAAGAAUUUUGCAAACUGCGUUGGCCGCUGUUUUACCCACAGUACAGAGUGAAGACAUGGAAAACAAUUUAUACAAAGUUACUGGAGAGUUCGCCUUGUAAAUACUGUUUAGAGAGCAUGAUGUUACAGAGUACACCACCGAUAGAGGAGAACUCCUGGCGACAUCGCCGACUGAGGAGUGAACUGAAGACUCUAAAGUCAGACCCUCCAGAGGGGAUCAAAGCUACUCCUCUAGACCGACACUGCUGUCACUGGCAGGCCUCCAUCACUGGUCCCCAAGGGAGUCCUUACGAGGGAGGUCUAUUCUUGUUGUACCUACAGAUACCACAAAGUUACCCAAUGAGACCUCCUAAAGUACGGUUCAUUACAAAGAUAUUUCAUCCGAACAUCAGUCGCCAUGGUGACGUGGGCUUGGACUCAAUACAUCAUAACUGGAGUUUAGCUCUGACAAUUUCCAAAGUGUUGAUCAGUAUUCAGUCAUUACUAACGGACCCUUAUUGUCACGUUUGUAUGGAACCAACGGUUGGGCAUCUGUACGCAGGAAACAGGAAUGAAUUCAAUCGGAUAGCACGCUUAUGGACAUGGAAAUAUGCCAUGCACGACUUCCUCAUGCCGAUGAACAUUGAUCUGAAUGGUGUAUAGGGUGAAGUGUUUACCCCUGUCAAUCAGGAUUCAUGUUCCUGUAUGGAAAAAAAUGUGAACUGAACAUGUGUAAGAUCAAGAAGAUUUUAAUGGAAUACUUCUGCCAAAUUAAAUGUUCAUUUUGUAUAGGAAACAAAUUUAGCCCUCUGCAGUUUGGAAAAUUGAAGGAAAAUGGAUGAUAUUCAGAUAAUUCUUUUUAAAACUUCUGAUAAAUUAAAGGUACUUAGCAUUGCAGAUUCCAGAAGGUGUUUUUAGACCACUGGUACUAGCCUCAUCUGUCAAUACACCCAUAAUAUAACUAUUGGUAUAUUGAAAGACAAGGCUAGUACCUGUGUCUGGACCCCUUGUAAACCCUGCUAGGUCCACUAUUUGACACAAAUGUUUGUGGCCAUGGUCAACAAUAUGGUCAAUAGUAUACAAUAUUGUUUUGUAACAAUUAAUACUAAACUUAACAGAUGUGUUCUUAAAUAAUUAACACAUAAUGAAGAGAUACAUUUUGUAUUUGAAAUACUGGAAUAGCAUCAAAUCCAGCUGAAUAUGAAGGGGAAAACAACUCAAGAAUUCAUAUUUAAAGUAAGGGAAAUAGUUCUGAUAUAGCUUUACCAGCUGAAGCUCUGGAACAUGUUUCAGAAACAAUGUGCAAUAUUUUGUUGAAUCUCUAUGAUAAACACUUAAUUUUAAAAAUGAUGUUUUGUCCUUACAUUAAGCUAAAAAUACAGGUGAUGUAUGUAGUUUGAUUUGUAAGCUAAAUAAAUAUAUAAUGUAUGUUAUACAAUUUCUGUGUAUUCUGUUCUGUUAUGUUCUCAAGUCUGCAGGGCACAUAGGCUUGUUUAUUAGAAAGCCAGGUUUCUCUGAACUUUGACCAUAGUCUAAUAAGUUAUAUUGGUGAUUAUUAUGGUUAUAUUGGUGAUUAUUAUUGGUGGUUAUGAAGCACAACCAGGGUAUAUGUACCAUAUACUAGUCAUAGAAAUGUUUACACAUAAACACUCACUGGUUGUGCUUGAUGAAACAUUUCUAAACUUCAUACUUACCAUAACCAACCUGAAGAAAAACGUUUAGAAAUUGCCUAAUCAGUUUGAUAAUUGAUUCAAAUUUUCAAAAAAAUCCUUUUCAAUGAAAAAAUGUACAAACAUUUUUUUUUCAUUGUCUUUAGAUUUUUUCGUUAACAUCUUAAGUAUGCUGAUAUAUGAUUAAAUUAAAAAUUUCAUGAAAGAUUCCGUCAUAAAAUUUGCCAGUAACGGUAAGUAAAUCAUGCUUUAAAUAAUUGGAAAGUAAAAGAACCCUUGAUUCGACAAUAAAUAACAAAACUCAAAUAUCAUUUAUACUCUCUCUUUAUUACCGUUACAAAGCAAGCUUAUGAACGAAUGCAAGUAUUUUACAUCAAAUACUUUAAAUAUUAAAUAUAAAUUACAUUGUAUUUGGAACAAAUACAAUGCUAGGAAAGUCAAGUCCAACAUUUUCGGACUAGUCUGAAAUGUGCAUUAUUUUAAACUGAAUUUUUAACGCAAGUGAUAUUGUCAUAAAAAAAUGGCUUAAUUUGCCAGUAACGGUAAGUAAAUCAUGCUUUAAAUAAUUGGAAAGUGAAAGACCAGGCAUGAUACAUUUUGAAUCACCUGUUGAUCAUGUUUGUUUGUUUACCUGACUAUUUGCCAGUUGAUACAUUACAUACCAUUACAUACUCAUUUCCCAUAAUUCAUGAUAGUGAGGUAAUUUUAUUCUUGCCCUGGUAUUGGCAAAAAAUUAAAUCACUUUAAAAAUCAUAACGUCUAUGUACAAAGGGUUCAACACUCUUAAAACUCACUUUUCAGAAGUUGCUGUCUUGUGAGAAUUCUUGUUAAGUUUUCUGUGUAAUUGUUUCUAGGCUUGUGUAUUGGUUACCUAUAUAUCCUGAUAGAUCGUCCUUCCUUUGCUUCAACAUUCACAUAGUUAUUAGCAAAAUAUUCAAUUCCUCAUGUUACAGACUCAAGAUUUUGCAAACAAUUUUUAAAUUACGUUUCAUGGUUACAUUUAAAUUUGAACACUCAUCUUGAUUAUUUUUUUUUACAAUAGGUAGCUAGUAAGAAAAUUAAUGUUUGAGAAAUUUCUAACUAGGUUUUCAGUUUAUAAAAGUGAUUUUCAUUCAGAUCAUUGAAUUGUCCUAACCAUGUCUAUCUAAUAAUAUCACUAUACCCCAUUUGUACAGUCUGACCUAUUCAAUUUGAACCCCAGAAUUGAUCUAAAAAUUAGCUUUUGCUAUAUUCCUCUUACUAUUACAGUAAACUUUCAUAUCAUACUCCUAGUUUCUUCUGCGACCUUGCUUAGCACGAACAUAUUUCAGGGUCUCCUUUUCCAUACUGUUUCUAUAUAAGUUGCCAUCGAUAUAAACCCUAUCGCCUUUGUAACACCAAAAUUUUGCAGGAUAAAUGGUGGCAGUACCUAUAACAAAUUUUAAUGAACUACCAAAUUCAUUUCAAACUAAAAUCUAUUGAUAAAAAAUGCACUUUUUCUUUUUUUAAUUUUAAAUUUAAUGAAACAUAUUCAAAGAUUAUGCUGAGAAAACCGGAGUAAAAGUUAAAUAAUUUUUCAAUAAAAAUUGUCAGACAAUUUAUGAAUGAUAGAAAAAUAAUUAAACUAAACAUUUCAGAUUAUGUCAUAAUUUUCAUAUGAUACUCUUGCAAUUAUAAACCAAAGCAUUUCUCAUGGGGAAAGUAUAAAGAAAUUGUCCAGCUAUAUUUGCUAUUUUAAUUACAUUAAUGUUGAAAGUGAUAUAAAGAACGAUAUAGACUGUACAUCAGGCUGUUGGUCAUUUUAUAUUACUUAUGUAAUAAAUUAUCGAAUGAUGAUGUCAUGUAUUGUGCUGUCUAUUGCAAAUAUAAUAGUAUGUUUAUGUACAAAUACGUAUGUGCAUGGAGAAGUAUAUUGAGUGAAUACACAUAGGAUGUUCUAUUAUUUUUACUCAUGAAAAUAAACAAAAGGUGUGUCACUCCGGAGGCAUAUGGUCGGGGUUGAAUAGAGGGAUGUAGUAAAAUUUUACAGACUACUGAAAUGUUUUUAACCUUCUUCAGUGAAAAGAAUCCCUAGACCUAGGGAACGAAAUGUGUUUAAAACAAAACAAAGUAGAUUCCUUGUGGCAGAGCCAUAUAGUCAAAUUAGGAGUAAAUCUAUAAAGGACUUAUUUUUCAAUAUGGUUGAAAGUAUUAGUGUCAAUUAAGCAAUAAUAUCCCUGGACCAAAGGGGACUUAAUAAAAAUAAUGUUGUAUAUAUGAAUUGUGUGACCCAAAGGGAGCAGAUGUUCUGCUGGGCUCAAUAGGGGAGGUACAGAUACAAAUUUAAAAGACUAUUCCUAUAGUAUGGAUGGAAGGAAGGUAACCUAAUUUGGUAUACAAUAUCCAUGGUCAAGGGGACUCAACGUUGUAUUACACAGGAUAAAGCAACAUUAUAGGCAGAGGAGCUUGGUUCAACAUGUGUAAAUGUUUAAAAGACUACUUUUAAGUACCUUUGACAGGAUUUUAACCUAAUUUUAUGGAAAGCAUAUGUUGGACAAGGCGAUUGGUGGAGGGGUACAGGAUUGUAUAGGGGUAUACUUGUAACUAAAUGUUAUGUAAUAAUGUCUAGUAGGAUCUGAGGUCUUAUGUAGCAAAAGGGAAAAUAGUUAAAGACUUUCAUUUCGGUCUUUUGAUAUGCAU
Messenger RNA from Mizuhopecten yessoensis (Yesso scallop), 4837 nucleotides. RefSeq lists its product as uncharacterized. The transcript has 7 exons. Bases 9 to 1172 code for a protein of 387 amino acids. Gene Ontology annotation, molecular function: protein binding. The record is from RefSeq and is a predicted model, not a curated record. NCBI's taxonomy places the organism in Eukaryota, Metazoa, Mollusca, Bivalvia, Pectinida, Pectinidae.